Messenger RNA from Drosophila persimilis, 1169 nucleotides. RefSeq lists its product as uncharacterized. The coding region runs from base 11 to 1144 and encodes 377 amino acids. Gene Ontology annotation, molecular function: peptidyl-prolyl cis-trans isomerase activity. Gene Ontology annotation, biological process: protein peptidyl-prolyl isomerization. Lineage: Eukaryota; Metazoa; Arthropoda; Insecta; Diptera; Drosophilidae. The record is from RefSeq and is a predicted model, not a curated record. The transcript has a single exon.
AUUUUUUGCAAUGACAUCAGAGCAUCCGCAAUAUUCCGAGUUUCCGCUCUGCUUGUCCGACUCGACACGGGAGCUGAUGAAAAUGACCCAGGAGGUGAAGCAGGCUGCCGAUCUGGAGGCCAGCAAGAAGAAGAAGGCGGUCAGGAAGGCGGUGAAGGCGCAGCAUGUGCCGCAUGAAUUGGCCAUGCACAAGAAGAUGUGGAGAACGCACCGGGAGCGGGUGAAGAAUGCCAUCAGCAAGCUGGACGCAGAGCCGCCCACGUUCCAGGCCGCCCGCGUCACCGGCAUCAACGGACUGCGGGACGAGGCGUAUGUGUUCAUGAACCGCACCAAGCAGAAUAUCCAGCUGCUGGUGGAGAUCUCGCGCAUCAUGCGCACCCACGGCGCCGUCAAUCCCUUCCGCUACGAGAAGGUGUACGCCAUGUCUGGCCUUCCGGUGGCCAUUGCCAAUUUGGAGCGUCUGGAGCGCGAGAACAAGGAUCUUGGCAAGCGCCUGCUGGACGUGCAUAGCAUUGUGGACACGGGCCUCGGAACGGAGACGCGGCGCGGCCAUAAGCGUAAGAAAAUCGAAGAGAUACCGCUGCAACUACCGGUGGAGGCGCUGGCCAAGUACAAGGACUUUGAGAUCAAGCUGCCGGAAACGGAUGCGGAACGCAAGCGCCUCUUCCGGCCACGCAUCUACCUAGACAUGUACCUGAAGGAUGCCCGACCGCUGGGCAGGAUCGUGGUGCAGCUGUACACGGAGGCCGCCCCCCUCGUGGUCCUCCAGAUAGUGCGCUCCUGCAUGUGCAAUCAGCCGAACAAGUUCCUCGUGAGGCGUCUCUUUCCCAAUCUCUGGCUGGAGGCGGAACUCCAGCUGACGGAGGACUCGCUGCUCCAUCAGCCGAUCGAGUACGACGCCAAGGUCAUGGAUCAUGGCCAAUACCAUCAUGUGCUGUCCUUCAGCAAAACGCACUGCUCGGGCUUUCCCGAGCGCCUGUCCUUUACCAUAUCCUUCAAGCCGCUCACGGUCGUAAAUGGCACGCGCGUGGGGUUCGGACGCAUUGUCAAGGGCAGCAAAAUCUGUGAGUGCAUCCAGAGCUACGGCACCAAGAACGGGAAGCUCAGCCGUGGUCUACUCUUCACCAACUGUGGGCUGCUUUAGGGCUGACUUUCGGGAUCCCCCAAAA